Leptidea sinapis is the source of this 1804-nucleotide messenger RNA. RefSeq names its product platelet-activating factor acetylhydrolase IB subunit beta homolog (gene Paf-AHalpha). The coding region runs from base 168 to 845 and encodes 225 amino acids. The record is from RefSeq and is a predicted model, not a curated record. The transcript is spliced from 4 exons. NCBI's taxonomy places the organism in Eukaryota, Metazoa, Arthropoda, Insecta, Lepidoptera, Pieridae.
UUAAUUUUAUGUAGGCAUACAGCCAUAGGUACAGUAAACAGUUAAACUAUUAAAUUAUUAUUGUUAUGUAUAUUGAAUAGGCGUUACUUUUCACUUUAAUCAAAAUUAUUUGUAAUAUUUCACCCCUUUGUUACUAGCUAAGUAGCUAGUAGUAUCUUAAGUAAAAUAUGAAUCCGUGUACAAUAGCGACACCUCAAAAGGAUACUGAAGGCGAUGACCGAUGGAUGAGCAUUCAUAAUCGUUUCGUCUGUGAAGCUAGAGGAAAAGACGCUGAUGUAAUUUUUAUCGGCGACUCAAUACUUCAAGCUUUAGAACAUACAGAAAUAUGGAACGAAUGGUUUGCUCCCUUACACUGCCUCAAUUUUAGCAUUCAUAAAGACCAAACACAGAAUGUUCUGUGGCGCAUAACAAAUGGAGAACUAGAACAUGUAGAACCUAAGGUGAUAGUUUUACAUGUGGGCACAAGUAAUGUAGAACAUACAGCAGACGAAGUAUGUGAAGGUAUUUUAAAAAUCAUUCAAAUAAUUCAAGAGAAGCACCCAGAUGUCUCUAUUGUAUUACCGAGCCUUUUACCGCGAGGUCAACAUCCAAAUGUGUUACGAGAAAAAAACUGUAAGGUGAAUCAACUCUUAAAAACACAUGCAAAAAAAUUAAAAAACAUUGAAAUGGUACCUAUAGAUAAAGGGUUUGUACAAAGUGAUGGUACUAUAAGUCAUCAUGAUUUGUACGAUUAUCUUAUACCAACAACUGCAAAAUUUCGAAAAGUUUUUGAGCCUGUUUAUGAUCUUCUCCAACAGUUACUGUUGGAGUUUGGACCAGAAAAAGACUUAACACCUUCUGAGUAAAUAUUUAAUGAUUGUAAUAUUUGUAGUAAGCAGUACUUAAUUUUUUCAUAAAGCUUUAAGUUAAAAAUUAUUUAAAUUAUUACCUGCACAUUCCAGAUUAAGUAUUUAUUGGCUGUGUACUUUUUGCAUUUAAUGUAUAAUCCUAACAUGUAUAACAAACAAAAUUUAAACUUCUUGUUUGGAUCAAAACAAAUAUUUAAUGAAAUAUAAAAUUAAUUUAUAUUUUUCUCUUAUGAAAAGUAAGAUUAAUGUAAUGAAAAUAUGUUAAUGUUAUGCUAUAAUAUGUCUUUUUGAAAUUUUUAUUGUUUGUUUUCAAUUUGGGCAAUAUUUUGCACAGAGUUAUGUAUGUAUGUGUUCUUUUAUACUAUGUUUAUGUGAUAAGUGAGGUUUAGUUAUGGUGUGAUUGAUAAGGCUUUGAUUUGUUAAUGAUCUUUUUAAAUUAUAAUGUACCAAAUAUAGUUGUAAUAACCAAAGAAUUAUGUCUGGUAAAGCUUCCUAGAUGCUGAUAAAACUGUACAAUGGUUACCUAUGUAAUUUUAAUAUUUAUUGCCUUCAAAUCAAGAUAAUGUACAGAAAAUUUUGACAAAGGGGAGUAGGCUCACCUUGCAUAUAACAUACAUGCACUGGUUUUCAGCCAUCCCCAACUCGGUGGGAUACAAAGUAGAGACAUAAAAUCCAACUUAUUUUAAAUACUGUAUUUUUUAGAGGAUAGUGUAUUUUAUUGCAAUAUCCCUAACUCAAUAUAAUUAGACAUUUUCUUGUUCAGUUAAUAUUUUCCUUUUUAUGUAUUGUUUGUUUAACUUUAUAAUGUAUAAUGCAAAAAUCUGAAACUAGAUGCUAUAUAUUGCAUACCAAAAUAUAGAAUUAAGUGACUCUGGUGGCCAAACUUGCUUGAAUCUCAGUAAUUAUUUAUUCGUAAUGUGUAAUGCAUGCUUUUGGAAAUAAAAAUGCAAUUUCUA